Messenger RNA from Corvus hawaiiensis (hawaiian crow), 2273 nucleotides. It is a transcript of the gene STRA6, whose product is annotated as signaling receptor and transporter of retinol STRA6. Gene Ontology annotation, cellular component: plasma membrane. The record is from RefSeq and is a predicted model, not a curated record. NCBI's taxonomy places the organism in Eukaryota, Metazoa, Chordata, Aves, Passeriformes, Corvidae. Gene Ontology annotation, biological process: vitamin A import into cell. Gene Ontology annotation, molecular function: retinol transmembrane transporter activity; signaling receptor activity.
UUCCUGGAAGAGGAGAGCUCCCGCGAGCCGGCCGUGGCCGUCUUCGGCAUCCUCUUCUCGUCCCUGUGCCAGCUGGUGCUGGACAAGGAGCCGCUGCCCCUCGCGUCGCCCUCGUCCACGGCGCCCGCGUACUGGAAGAUCCUGGCGCUGCUCUAUUAUCCGGCCUUCUACUUCCCCCUGCUCGCCUGCGCCACCAGCCGCCACCGCCUGGGCUACCUGGCCGGGUCCCUGCUGGCCUGGGGACACUGCCUGGUGCACGUGCAGAAGGUCGAGUGUCCCCAGUCGCCCAAGAUCCACCGGCUCUACUCGCUGCUGUCCCACGUCCCCACCCUGCUGUCGCUGCUCCUGCUCAGCCUCUGGUACCCGGCCCUGCUCGGCCGCAGCCUCCGCGGGACGGCCCCGGAGCGGGAGAUUCCUGGGAGUGGGUAUUACAGGAAGUACCUCAAGGCUGUGCUGUCCAAGCGGGGCCGGAAGGGGAGCUUGGCGCCGAUCGAGGAGAGCCUCCAGUCCCGGAUCCGCUCCUACCUGCGCUCCUACAUCUACGCUCCCGAGGAAGGAUUCCGGAUCCCGCUGAAGCUCGUGGUGUCCCUCGCCAUGGCCGUCAUCGCCGUCUACCAGGUGGCCCUGCUGCUGCUGGUGGCCUUCGUCCCCACCAUCCAGAUUAUCCGGGCGGGAAUGACCAAGGACAUCGUGGUGCUGCUGGUCCAGUUCGGAUUGGUGCCCUCGGACAAUCCGGCCGUGCCGGGGGACAUGGAAAAGGAGCUCGCAACCGUCCGCCACUACCUGUGGUCGCUGGAAGUCUGCUACAUCUGCUCGCUGGCGCUCGGCUGCCUGCUGACCUGCGCCGGGCUGCUGCGGACGCUGGCGGCGCACAGAUCCAACCUGCGGGCGCUGUACCAGGGCUCCGUGCUGGAUGUGUUUUCCGAGCCCCGCUCCCUGCGGCCUUCCCGGAGCGCCGUCGUCUGCUGGAUGAGCUUCGCCAGCUUCCAGGCGGCCUUCGCCUGCCUGGGUCUCCUGAUCCAGCAGGUGAUUUUCUUCCUCUGCUCCGUGGCCUUCGCCUUCCUGGUGGUGAUCCCGCUCCAGGCCGGCACCGGAUCCCUGCUCUUCGGGAUCCUGCGGAACAUGUGGCCCUUCUGGCUGGCCCUGCUGGUGGCCAUCCUCGUGCAGCACCUGCUGGCCCAUUCCCAGUUCCUGGAGCAGCAUUCCCUGUGGAAGGAGCUCACCAACAGGCGCGCCCUGUACAUCGUCACCUUCCUGCUCUUCCCCACCAACGUCCUGCUGGGGGUCCUGGCCGGCGUGUGGCGCGUGGUCAUCUCCGGCCUCUACAACGCCGUCCACUUCUGCCGGCUGGACAUCAGCCUGCUGCAGCGUGGCUUGGAGACCUUUGACCCAGGGUACCACAGCUACUGCCACUUCCUGAAGGUGGAGGUGAACCAGGGCCACCCGCUGAUGAAAGCCUUCUGCUUCCUGCUGCUCCAGCGGCCGGAGCUGCCGGCACUGCCCCGGGACACCCGCCUGGAGGAAGGUCUCCACCUGCUGCAUCACAAGCACCUGGCUCCGGGAAAAGCUCGGAUCCGGCGCAUCCGGGCCCGCUGGUGCCUGGCCUACACCCUCCUGCGCAACCCCUCGCUGACCUCUUCCCGGAAAACCGCGCUGGCCGACGCCUCCGCCAACGGCGCCCAGCUCGGCGUCCCCAAGACCUGAAUUCCCGGGAAUUCCAUCCCCAUCCCAUCUCAUCCCCAUCCCAACCCCAUCUGCCCCCGGCAGGAAUUUCGGGCGCUUCCCAUCCCUUUUCCCAACCUCCGGAUUCUCUCCGGGGGUUUAUCCCUAAAUUCACGUCGAGUCGCUGCUGAGGUUCAGAGGUGACGGCUCCGAGCCCAGCAUGGAUGGAGUAGAGCCGAGGAAAACCCUCCCGGCAUCCCGGCAAUUUUUUGGGAGUCACUUUUCCAGCACGGGGCAAUUCCCAGGGAAUUGGGAGAGGGAGAGGAAUGCGGUGGGAUCCUCAGCCAGCCCUGGAGCUCCACGUGCUCUCCCCACAGAGAAAAUUCUCAACUUUUCCUUCCCAAUCCUGGCUCUGUUUGGGCUCCGGAUCAACUCCUGGGAUGGGAUUUUUUGGUUUUUUCCCCAAUUUUUCGAAGGAUCAAAUCCCAGCCGCUCCUGCUCUGCUCCUGUCCUCUCCCAUUCCUGGUUUUGUGGCUAUCCCACGGUUUUCCAGGGCUGGGAUCCAUGGAAAACCUCCCUCGGAAGGAUAAUAAAUGGAUAUCUCAUUCCUA